Molecule: messenger RNA, 9083 nt
Organism: Aplysia californica (California sea hare)
Lineage: Eukaryota; Metazoa; Mollusca; Gastropoda; Aplysiida; Aplysiidae
Product: serine/threonine-protein kinase WNK1
Exons: 18
Coding region: 821-7636 (2271 amino acids)
Biological process (GO): positive regulation of sodium ion transmembrane transporter activity; negative regulation of sodium ion transport; protein phosphorylation
Cellular component (GO): cytoplasm
Molecular function (GO): protein serine/threonine kinase activity; ATP binding; potassium channel inhibitor activity
Source: RefSeq, a predicted model, not a curated record
UUGCCGCUGUGUUGGCAAAAGCUACAUUCCAACCAGCAUUUUGCCAGAAGUAGGCCUAGGGAAUCCUUGUACCAACUGCCUCCCUUUCCCUUCCCGCCGCCAGACAGUCACGUGUAUUACUGACCUGGGCCGACCUGCUGUAUCUAAAUAGGUCACCUCCCUCGUUUUCUCAGACGGAUAUCCGACGCAGCACCAUGUUAUUUGGAUGAGUUAAACUUACGCGUCGUUAAAUUGUCCCAUAUGUUAAAACGUCACUGAGAUCUGAUUCUACUUCUAUAUUGGAUCAAACUUUCUUUUCUGACCAUCGGAAUAUAUCUUCCUGCGCACUGAAUUUAAUACACAACAAUAUUGUGCUGGGUUUAAUAAUCGUUAUGUUGGGACUACUUUCAAACUGCCUUGCUGGAAGGAGCCGCCAUAGUUUAUUGUGGACGGUUGCAGUCACUUCAGACGGAUACGAUAUGUGAAUCACCAGUGGGCUGUUGAGUCUUUUGGUUCAGUUCGACUUGAUUUCAUAUUUGUUGGAUAUCUGCUUAUUUCAGUUUGUUCGUGGAUUUUAUAUGUGAUGCCUCAAUGGAGUGGGUCGUGAAAACAAGCAAAACCCACGGAACUCAUGUAGGGCUAUUUCGUGUUCGUGAGAGGACCAGUAGUAGUGCGUGUUGUUACUUUCUCAGUGUCUCCCAAUUCACGGAUGUAUAGCACAUGCUUACCCACGACAUAAUGGUGUCUUGACUUAAAAAAGAUGCGUAUUCUAAAGGCCUACGUUAUUAAUGUCGUGUCUCAAAUCUAAGUUAGAUUUAGGCCGACUUAUUUACUUUUUACAAUGAGUAAAUCACAUGUGAAAAAGGCCGUGAAUAGUGUGAAUGGCGAUGUCUCGGAUGAACACAAAAAAUCUCCGUCUCGUUCAAAACGUCAGCCUCACCAUCACCAGCAUCAUGCAGGACAAGACGUUGACGUGGGGAUUAAAAGUAAGAAAUCAGAAAAAGCAGACAAAGGUGAGGUGAUUGUUGAUAAAAACAAGAAGCAAGUUGUGAAUGAACAAUUGAAUGAAUUGCAAGAUUCGAGUGUGUUUUUGCGGCCCUCUCGCUCUUGUGCCACCAGGAGAUGCAUUUCAGAUAGCUUUUCAGUGAAGUCUGACAGCAAUAAUACUCCUUCUCCUAGUGCUAACAAUUCUGAAGCUGAUCUUGCCAAUAGUGUGAAAAGAUCUCCGGGUUCUCGCUCGAGAUACAAUUUUACUCCGUUGGUCAAUAGUUCUAUACCCUUCAAGGUGGGUGGAACGUCGGUUCGUCCCUGCCCAUCUAAAAUUGUAGAGCACGGGAAAAUAGAGAAAGAACUACGUGGUGGGGAUAGUGUAGACUCUAAUGUGCCUGUGAGAAUUGGAAGAAAGUCUCAGAAUUUAAGUAAAUCUCCACGUCGAAAACUUGAGCAUAUGAAGAAAAGUAUGCAAGGGAACAAGAGUGAAGUGUCACCAUCACGAAUGCCCACUGUGAAGGAGAGCACAGUGUCUGUUGAAGCGGGUGUGCCAUUGAAAUCUGUGGUGCCAGUUGUGGAAAAGACUGUGGAGGCUAGUGUACAAAUUUCAGAAGCUCACAUACCACCUGAAUCCAGCAUUCAGAAUGGUUGUGUAGAAAACAAAGGAGCUGAGCUGUCUGUGAUAAAGAAUGAUGUAAAAAGUGUACAGGAUAAUUCUAUAGUCAAUCAUUUGAACCCUGGUCCUGGUGACCAAACAAAACCUACUGAAGAUACAGCUAAAAUGCCUGAACGCAAGCCAUCUGUCACUUUUGCCCCGUCUGUGAAAAUUGAUGUAGAUAAUGAUGGUGAAUCUACGAAGUCAAAGAAGAAAGAUGAAGACACAAAGUCUUCCCGGAUGUCGCCAAACCAUCGAUUCAUGAAACUUGAUGAAGAAGUUGGCAGAGGGUCAUUCAAGACGGUACAUAAAGGCUUAGAGAUCGACACAGGAGUACACGUUGCUUGGUGUGAGCUCCAGGACAAGCGAUGGAGCAAAAAUGAUCGCAAGCGUUUCAAAGAGGAGGCAGAAAUGUUGAAGGAGCUUCAGCAUCCAAACAUUUUACGCUUCUUUGAUUAUUGGGAGGAGGAAGGCUCUCACAAGCAGAAAAUUAUUGUACUUAUCACGGAGUUGAUGACUUCUGGAACCCUCAAGACGUACCUGGGACGUUUCAAGAAGCUGAACCUGAAGGUUUUGAAGAACUGGUGCCGCCAGAUCUUGAAGGGCCUUCAGUACCUGCACACCCGGACUCCUCCGAUCAUUCACCGUGACUUGAAGUGUGACAACAUAUUCAUCACGGGAACCACUGGAUCUGUCAAGAUUGGCGACAUGGGGUUAGCCACAUUGAAAAGCAAUUCAUUUGCUAAAAGCGUUAUAGGUACACCGGAGUUCAUGGCGCCCGAGAUGUAUGAAGAGCACUACGACGAGGCCGUGGACGUCUACGCCUUUGGGAUGUGUAUGCUGGAGAUGGCCUCUUCCGAGUACCCCUACAAAGAGUGUCACAACCCGGGUCAGAUCUAUCGCAAAGUCACGACUGGUGUGCAUCCAGAGGCGCUGGAAAAGGUCAGGGAUCCUGAAAUCCGAGAAAUCAUCGAAGGAUGUAUACAGACCAAGAAGGAAGAAAGACUGACGGUGAAAGCUCUCUUGGCCCACGACUUCUUCUUGGAGGACACAGGCCUCCUGGUGGAGUUGAUUCGCAACGAGGACGAGAUCGCGGACAAGCAGGUGAUCCCUCUGCGUCUGCGUGUGGUGGACCCCAAGAAGCGGAGGGAUACGCACAAGGAGAACGAAGCCAUACAGUUUGACUUUGACCUGGGGCAGGACCAGGCCGAGGAGAUUGCUGCUGAUUUGGUGAAAUCGGGCUUUCUGUUGGACGACGAUAAGCGCAUUGUGGCGAAACAGAUUCGAGACAGGGUGGCGCAAGUAAGGAAAAAUCGGGAAAAGAAAAUUGGUGAAUUGCAGCAGCUGCAACAGCAAAAUAUUAAAUCUGCUGAGGGAAGCCAGCAGCAAGUCCCCCAGACUCCAGUGCCGGGACAAGUGGCUUCUGUGGCCCACCCCCAACAACCAGCCACCAACAUGUCACAGUCUCAGCAGCCACAGCCGCAGCAGCAGCAGCAGCAGCAACAACAACACCCAGGCCAGGUAUCGGGGAAGCCGGGCGUCCAACAGCCCCCGCCCGUGAGUGGAGCCUACUCCCCAACAGCCAAUGCGAACUACCCACAGCAAGGCCUGCAGGGCACAGCUCACCAGGCCACUCAGCAGUCUCACGCUGUCGCUGAGGAACAUGGUACCGGUGACAAGACAGCUGAUACUGGAUCUUGUGUCAGUGACAUCAACAUCACUCACAGCAGCUCCCAGCUGUCCUCCACUUCGUCAGCGAGCAACUUGCAAGGUGGAGACCACCCUUCUUCUCACCAGCUCAGACUUAAGUGCAGGUUGCGGGAAAAGGCUGGCAACCUGUCUCAUCUGGACCUGUCGGCGGCCCAGCAGUACCAGCAGUCAGUACAGCAGUCGCAGCCGCAGAGCUCGGCGGCCAUGUCGAACGCAGCCAGCCUCCAGGCCACGGCCACGCCCAGCGCGAGUGGACUCAACUCGAGCGCAUCGGCUCUGGGCCUCAACGAGGAGUCAUCCCACUCCAACAGGGACAGCGAGAACGAGUGUCAGGAGAAGGCGAAGAGGAAGACGCGUCGUCGCAAAAAGAACCUGGAGAAGCAGCACCCGAAGGUGACGAUCAUCUCGUACGACCAGGAGCUGGACGACGUGGAGGUGCUGCUGGAGGUGGCCAACAACAACCUGACCUGCAAGUUCCCCCGCAACUCCAUACCCCGCGCCGACGAGGUUGAGGAGGAUCUGCUUCCGGACGCGGGCAAGACUCAGAUUGAGGGAGUGACGGGCCUGCUGCACCAGGUGAUCCAGAUAGUGACCCAGGAGGGGACCAACGCCGUUGGUCAGGUGCUCUCUCUCUCCCCCUCCUCCAGCCCCACCACCAUCAGGAAGUUUAGGAUCAACGUGGAGAGUAGGAAGGGAAGUGGUGAAGAGGGCUCCGGGGUGAAGGGUCAACACCGUAAGAGCGGGCUGAUCGUGACCCACCAGACCCAGAACCCAGACUACAAGAUAGCGGAGGACGAGCAGGAGGAGCCGUCAACCUCCCCGGAGAACUGCCCUGAGAGCACCACGGCCACCCACACGCAUGGAGCUGUGCUCACCGCAGACCUGGAGCAGAAGUCGUGGAAGUCCACCACGGCCAAGGAGACGGUGCCCAUCAACAUUGGGGAGCUGCAGGAGAAGCUCAAGUCCAUCUACCCGCAGAAAGGUUCGGCGGUGGGCCCCCCUGUGUCAGCAACGGUCCCCUCCAACCACCCCCCUCCUCAGUCAGCGGGCGUGAUGGACCCAGGGCCCUCUAACAAGGUGUCGGAGCCCGCCGGCCAGAUGGCCCCGCCCCCCGUGGUGGCCCCACAAAGUCAGGUUCAGGCGGCGGCUGCUCCAGCAGGGGGCGCUGUUUACCAGACGCAAGGGCCGCCUCCGAGCCAGCAGCCUCUGCCCACCCAGGCCUCGUACCCUACCCAGGUGGCCGCCCCUGCCCAACAGCCGGCGCCUCAAGCCAUGCACACACAGCCACAGCCACAGCCGGCGCAGGACAUGUCGGUGGGGCCUGACGGGACACAGGUGUCACCCAGGAAUCUCCAGCAAAGCCAGCAAGCCGGUCAGCCUUCUUCCCAGCCCAUGUCCAGCCAACAACAACAACACGCCCCCAACCAGCAACAACAACAACACGCCCCCAGCCAGCAAUACUCCAACCUUACCCAGCCCCACAUCCUCCCCAAAGAGCAGGCAAUGGGAGACGGAGGAGGAGGAGCCCCCACCCACCACCCCCCCGGUCAGUCCCUCCCGCCCACCGCCAGCGUCCCUCUGGAUCAGAUGGCGGCCAAAUCGGCGGGCUCUACUAGCUACUCUGGUAACCCAGCAACAGCUGCGGGCUCUGCUCCCCCCCACAUGGGUUACGGCAUGCACUACAGCCCGGCACAGAUGCAGCAGAUGUUUGCCAUGAUGCAGCACAUGAUGCACAUGCCCACCUUCGGCUUCCACCAGCCCAACUACUACGCACACACGUCACCCUACAUGCAGGCCAUGAUGAUGUCGCACCUCAUGCACCAGAUGCAGCAGCAGCAGCAGCACAGCGCCGGCGGCCAGCAACACCCGCAACACGCCCCUGUACACAUGACCAUGCCGUUUGGCGCGCAGUACCCUCCGGGCUGGAACUACCCCUCCUCCGUCGGUCUUCCUCCCCCGUCUUCGACCUCUGCGGCUACAGCAGAGAGCCACCCCGCCAACCCCAGCACCUCUUCCUCCUCCUCCCCGCCCAGAUCCCCAACCUCCAGCAGACGGAGCCUGGCCCAGGAAGUGCCCGCCCAGUCCCCGUACGCCUCCAUUGAGAACCUGACCUCCGUGGGUCGCGUCAUGCCAAAAGCAGACAUUAACUACUUAGAGCAAGCCCUAGCUAAGACCAUGGGCCGGUUGAAUGCUAGUCACCCCUACCAACAACACAGCAACCCCUCGGCCAGUAGUAGCGGAACCACCCUGCACGACAACAACACGCUGCCAGACCCAGCUAGACCCGCUGAGCACCUCGCCCCGCCCCCUGUGGAAGUGAAAGAGAUAAAGAGCGAGGAGGAGAAGCCUGCGCCAGUGCCUGCAGAUGUGAAGCCACCCACCGACCCCCCAGCACCUCCACCCGCACCCACCGAGACGCAGUCAGAGCCCGACCUGUCGGCCCCCAAAGUGAAAGCUUUCUCUCGGUUCAAGGUGGAGGCGGUGAAGGACGACCCCUACCUCAGCGCCAAGCCGGAAGAGCCGGCGUCGGUGGAGGGGGUUAGUGCCCCUGCCCACAAAGCUGAUGACUCGGUGGUGGCGCCCCCGGCAGCCGUGGAGGGAGUCAAGCCGCAACAGCAAAAGUCUGAGAAACGCGGCCGCUUCCAAGUAACAAAGAUCCCCAGUGAGCCGGCGGAAGCGAGACCAACAGCAGAGACAGCAACGCCAGCAUCCGCUACAGAGGAAGCUGCAGACAGCCGCCACACAUCCGCCCCCGCUCCUCCUGUACCUACUAACCCUAGUGUGUCAGAAGAGGCCGGUGCUAAGCAUGCGGGGCCUGACACUGCUUGCAAUACUAUAACAACCCCUAACCCAGCCACUGUUGUUGCAGGUGGUGGUGGUGGUGCUGGUGGUGGGACUAUUGAGGAGCCACUGCCUAAGCUCGCUAGUGUUGAGGUGGGAGGAAAACGGCCAGACAGCCCUGAGAAGAUCAGCCCACAGAAAGUGAAAGAUGAGUUGCUUGCCCUGCAGGUGGAUACUGGAUACCAGGCCUUGCUCGACAGGCAAAUAGAAGAGAAGCGGGAGUACCUGAGCAUCAAGGGCUACGACAAGGAAGUCAUCAACUUGGAGCUCCACAAGCAUCGCCAACACCAUCCAUUCCUGACGGACGCAGUGGGCUCCCCGGCCUUCCUGGGAGGGGUUUCCCCUCCCUUCAACUCGCAGGGCUCGCCCGGACACGUCAAUCUCUUCUCCGGGUAUUCCCACUUUGGAGAUCAGAACUUUGAGGCGUGUGCUGCCGAAGCUGCGGCCAUGGCUGCCAAAGCGCCUCUUCGCAUGGACGCGGGCCUCCGGGGUAAGAACCCGCGCGGAUUUGAGGACCUGAUGAAGUAUGUGGAUUUCUCCACCCAAGCUGGACAGACCGGGGUGGCCAGCGCUGCCAAGAUGGACGGCAAGAAAUCGCUGAACGAGCUGCGCCAGGAACAAGAGCCUCGCUGGGACAACUUUGACAGUGUGGGCUCGAGCGGGCUGGGGAGUAGCACGGGGGCCGAGCUGCUGGACACCACCAGGGACACCAGCGCCAGCAACAGCCGCAAGUCGAGUGUCGACAUGUCGGGCUCACACACCUCCUUGCCCGAGCUGCUGCGCACUUACCAACAGCACCAACAACAGCAACAGCACGCGCAGCCCGUGGUGUCGGGUGUGAGCGGCCAGCCUCCCCCGGGGCAGACGGGCGUGCUGAUCCAACAGCAACAACAGCACCAGCACCACCAGCACAGCGCUGUGGCUGCUCCCCCUCCCCCCCAGCCAGCGAUGCCGGCCCCCCACUCUGUGAACCCGGCUGCCUUCAACCCCUUCCUCGCCAGCCAGUUCCCCCCCUUUGCGGCGGCCAUGCAUCCAUUCGGAGGUUUCCACUCAUUCCCCAUGACCACGGCCAGCCAGCAGGUGGCCUACCCUCCCCCCUCUGUGGCCACGGCUGUAGGACACCACCAGUACCCGGCACACCCACCCUCCUACACUGUCCCCCCGUCUGGGCUGUACCCGGGCCAGCCUGUGGCGGUCCCAGAUAGCUCGAGGCUGUCCUCUGCCCCAGUGAAAGGUGCACCGUCUGUGGCCCACCCCCCCAGUACAGCCACCAGCAUUCCCAGCAACAACCCUCCCCCUCCCAGCGGACAACAACAACAACAACAACAUCAGAUGCCGGCAGCCCAGGCGCAGCCCGCUGCCGCUGUUGCGGCCUCUGUUGGCGCGGCUGCCCCCGCCCCCACUCAGCAAGCUGCCCCUUCCUUACAACAACAAGAGACUGGCCAACCCCCCAGCGGGUGACUGUGGUGAACUUCACCCCCAAGUCUUUCAUUCCCAUACAUUCAUCUUGCCUUUGGCUUUACUUGUUUUGUGUUCUGAUUUGUAUGGCUAUUUAUUCGUGAAGCCCAGCUUAAUCUUUCAUAAUGGGUAUUCAAACACUUCAUUUAUUGGUCUUUCAAGGUUGUCUGACACUUUGAAGUUCCUUUGUGCAUGGGUGUGUGGUGGGUGCGUGUUGACUGAGAUUGUACCGUUCUGCUUACUGCAACUUGCUCACAACAACAGGCCAAUGUUGGGCCAGAUCUGUCAACCACUUUCAUGUUGUUUUUUUGGCCUGUUGAAGAACCCCGAUCGGACUUGCAUAAAAUCUAAUUUUUUCUUUCUCGUGUUCUGACUGAAUCAGUCAUAAGCAAACAGCCGUAAAUGCUGUGGAACUGCACUGGUUCAUUUGCAUUAGAUCUAUUAUGCGUGACUUAUUGUAAAUGACGUGAAAAUACACAUUUUAAUUUAUGUUUAUUUACAAAACACGUUUAUUUGCUACUUUCGAUUUGUAACGUUAUCUUAACGUACUGGGGUUCUGGGGAUGGUUAUUUCCCACCUUAGACUCCCCUCUUAUAGAGGGGGGAUUUUGAGGAAAAUUUGUGUUUUUGGUCAUGGAGUGGUUGGCAGGUCUGAGGGGAGGGGGAUGGGGGUGGUUGAAAUAAAACCCAGCAAGGACAUUAGGUAAUUAACUCUCUUGGUCUUGUAUAACUUGUCAUUUGUCUGGAGGGGCCGGUGUCCCUUGUUCUCACAUUGCUGUUGAUUCUCCUUCCCUGAUGGGGAGUGUGUGAGACAAGCUGUCCGUGGGAGGGGGGGGUUAUUAAUGUUCUGUGGUUUUCGCUCCAUUGAGUUACGAGUCCUUUGCUAUGUUUAGUGUAGACAGCUAUGUGGUCUUAUCCUGUGGGUGCUGGGAAGAGCGGACCCUCUCUACUGGUGCUUUUUGCUUGCAGCUUUGUUCCAAGCCUUGCUCCCUUUUGUUUGUUUUUUUAAUACUGAGGUUUUUUAAUCUGUGCAAAAAGAUAAGUCUCUUGUUCUCAUUGUUCUUCAGUGGGUUUCUUGUCAUGAUCGGAAGGAAUUGUUUUGGCUUUCACACUUCAAUAUAAUCAGAAAUGUUAAAAUUGGAAUUUGGUAUGUUGGUCUGCCGAGCAGAGUUGUUGUAAAGUUGGCCCCAGUAGAAGUGUGACAAUAAAAGAGAGUUGAGGUACCUGUGUCUGUGGUUUAGUGCUCAGUAGUUUCGCCGUCGCACGCAGGAGACGCAAGUUCCGUUUCUGAACAGGGAGAAUUUUCAUUGAGUAUCUUGGUGUUUCUGCAGGGAUAUUUUUCCCUCUCAGCCUGAGUUGGUCCUAACACGCAGGGUGGGAAACCUGCCUUUUAAAUGAUAGAAAUUGUGUGGAUGGGGGCGUAAAAACAUGUCCAUUGAAGGACUGGGUGU